This is a messenger RNA of Microsporum canis CBS 113480, 333 nucleotides long. RefSeq lists its product as uncharacterized. Gene Ontology annotation, molecular function: protein heterodimerization activity; DNA binding; structural constituent of chromatin. The record is from RefSeq and is a predicted model, not a curated record. Gene Ontology annotation, biological process: nucleosome assembly. NCBI's taxonomy places the organism in Eukaryota, Fungi, Ascomycota, Eurotiomycetes, Onygenales, Arthrodermataceae. Bases 1 to 333 code for a protein of 110 amino acids. The transcript is spliced from 6 exons.
AUGGAGGCCCCGUUGAAACUCGGCAAGAAGAAGAACUACACGUCAAAGUAUCUACCCAAACGCUAUCGGAAAAACUGUCGGGACAACAUCAUGGGUAUCACUAACACAGCGCUUCUUGUAGCCAAGCCUGCCAUCCGUCGUCUCGCACGCCGCGGCGGCGUUGUCCGCAUGCAAAAGGCGAUAUAUAGCACAGUACGAGAGAUCAUUGUUUCUCGUCUGGAGACGAUUCUCGAGCAAGUAGUCCAGCUACUCGAAUCUACAGACACCCCUGCCAAAGCUCGGAAGACCGUUACGACUCCUGAUGUAAGCUCAUCUAUAGCCCUCCUUGGUUGA